GAGGAACUUAAGACAGCUGGUGACGAGAAGGCAAUCAUCCUUGGCCUCAAUAUACGCCCAGCCUGCGCCAUCGCCCGCCUUCGGAUGGCUAGGGCACGUCGUUUGGGUCAAGAGUUGGCCGAUCGAGUACGGCAAGCGGGUGCCGAUAAGAUUCUUGAGCAGAUUGUCCAUCAUCCCGUCUACUCCCAGUCUUCCUCCAUCCCGUGCGUAAUGAAGUCGAAGGGCAAACGGAAAGCCUUCUACCGACGGUGUGCUGCGGGCGAACAGCGGGCAAAGCAGCGUCGCAUGGAAGCUGCUGGAGAGGUUGUAGAUUCUCCUCUCGCUCCGCGUCGCUAUAUUGAACCCGGAAUGACUGGCAUACUGGUCACUUACAACAAUAAAGAAGACAAUCUAGCGCGCUCGGACGCUUAUCGUCUUUUAAACGAGGCACAUGAACGUUUAACGUGUACGUCUGAUCAAGCACCUCCUAAAGACCUUAACGAUACAGAAGUUCCUGUACCUCCGGCUUCUACGCAUGGUCUAGGUGACGAAAAUGAUGCUGAUAAGGAUGUCGAUGAUGAACUUGAAUCCGACCAGAAGCAGUUGCGGGAUCCGUCCAAGUUCCUCUUUCAUGCUGUCAAGACUGGCGUGGCAAAUUGCCUCUUUAUUAUGAAUCAGUCUAAAAAGUGUUCAUCCGCCCAGCUCGUUCACGACAUAUUUCGCCACGUUCUUGCCUCGGGCCAGUCUAACUCACGUCGCAUUCUGCGUUUCCAACCGGUAGCAGCCACAUGCCGACCGGAAGUAUCGGAUCUCAAAAACCUCGUCCGUCAUGUUUGGUCUAACUGGCUGCAAUUGUCCACUGAAACACCCGCCUCAGGCUGCUGCAUCUCGCCAGAUGUCCCACCUCAACGUAUGACGUUUGUAACUCGGCCACCGAAGGUUUCAAAUUGUGAUGACCUCGCUGAGAAGCAGUCUGUUAAGCCGUUCACCUUCACUGUGAACUUCAAGUCCCGCAGUUCCGAUCGUCUGUCCAAACCGGAUGCUGUGUCAGCUGUGAUUUCCGCCAUUUCUGAGGUCUCGCCGGAUUGGUCUCCAGUCUGUGCUGCCGCCGAUGUAGUAGUCAGUGUGGAUGUUAUCCGUAACGUGGCCUGCUUGAGUCUUUUGGAGAAUUUUACGGAAUUUUGGAAGUAUAACCUUCGUGAAUUGUCCCCUGUGAUUUAA
Dibothriocephalus latus is the source of this 1200-nucleotide messenger RNA. Lineage: Eukaryota; Metazoa; Platyhelminthes; Cestoda; Diphyllobothriidea; Diphyllobothriidae. The record is from the annotation of a GenBank genome assembly.